ACUUAAGCUAUUUCACUAAUCAACCGUUGCCAAUAUGAAGCUUUCCCACGCGACAGCGACAGCAGUUGCGCUGAUAUGCGUUGCACACAGUUUUGUCCGAGCUGAGCCUCCACCGAGCAACGGCUAUGUGCCUCCACCCUCGAAUGGUUACAGUCCACCAGCUAGCUCCUAUUUACCACCAGCUUCCGGACCAGCGACGCCACAAAAUGGUUAUGCACCAAGCGCUCCUGCAGAUGGUCCAUACGCGAGUCCGCAGGGUCCGCCAAGUACAGGUUACGGCGCGCCUCCAGCAUCCAGCUAUGGCGCUCCACCUAGUAAGCCAAGUUCCAGUUAUGGACCUCCGAAGAAACCCCGACGUCCUGCUAAGGUGCCGGCUUCAACUUACUCGGUGCCACAAGCACCCGUAGCAUACUAUGGUCCUCCAAAGCCCAGCUACGGUCCUCCUAAUUCACCACCAGCUUCCAGCUAUGGCGCUCCUCCAUCACCACCAGCGUCUAGCUAUGGCGCUCCUCCGUCACCACCGGCGUCUAGCUAUGGCGCUCCUCCUUCAUCUGACUAUGGCGCUCCUCCUUCACCGCCUGCAUCCAGCUACGGCGCCCCACCAUCGCCACCUAAAGCCAGCUAUGGCGCUCCUCCAGCACCUAGCUACGGCGCCCCACCAUCACCACCGAAGGCAAGCUAUGGCGCUCCCCCAGCUUCUAGUUACGGAGCACCACCAUCACCACCCAAAGCAAGUUAUGGUGCACCACCAGCACCAAGCUACGGCCCACCUCCAUCACCACCCAAAGCCAGCUAUGGAGCACCUCCGUCGCCAAGUUAUGGAGCGCCUCCAUCACCCAGCUAUGGAGCUCCUCCAUCACCACCCAAGGGCAGCUAUGGUGCUCCACCAUCACCACCCAAAGCCAGCUAUGGGGCGCCACCAGCACCGAACUAUGGCCCGCCACCCAAAGCCAGCUAUGGUCCACCUCCAUCACCACCCAAAGCCAGUUAUGGUGCGCCACCACCACAAAGCUAUGGUCCGCCUCCAUCCCCACCCAAAGCAAGCUAUGGUGCGCCACCAGCACCAAGCUACGCACCAAGCUACGGCGCGCCUCCGUCUCCACCCAAAGCCAGCUAUGGUCCUCCUCCAAAAGCCAGCUAUGGUGCGCCACCAGCACAAAGUUAUGGCCCACCUCCAUCAGCUCCGAAAGCCAGCUAUGGUCCUCCUCCAUCGCCACCAAAAGCCAGCUAUGGCGCUCCUCCUUCGCCCAGCUACGGCGCUCCACCAUCACCACCAUCUUUGAGCUAUGGUGCUCCUCCAUCGCCUAGCUAUGGUGCGCCGCCAUCACCUCCAGCUUCCAGCUACGGCGCCCCACCAUCCCCGCCUAAAGCCAGUUACGGUGCACCACCAGCACCGCCAUCAUCUAGUUAUGGCGCUCCACCAUCCACCAGCUAUGGUGCACCAGCGCCACCAUCCAACUCGUAUUUACCGCCAUCUACAUCUAACUCAAAGCCAUUUGCUCCUUCAAAACCAGCACCCCCCUCAACAUCGUAUGGCGUUCCAACCGGAUAUAGUGCACCAUCGCCGCCUGCGUCUUCUUAUGGUGCGCCGCCUUCUGCGCCUUCAUCUUCAUACGACGCUCCGGCCCCAGCAUCUUCCUACGAUGCGCCUGCGCCGCCUGCCACCAGUUACGGUGCUCCUAGCAAUGGCGGCAACGGCGGAUAUAAUGGCAAUGGAGGCAAUGGAGGCAAUGGUGGCUACAACGGCAAUGGUAGUAAUGGUGGCAACGGCGGCUAUAAUGGCAAUGGUGGUAAUGGUGGCAAUGGCGGUAAAGGUGGCAACGGCGGCUAUAACGGCAAUGGCGGUAAUGGUGACAAUGGUGGUGGAUAUCCGGCUGCUGGACCACCAUCAUCCUACAGCGCUCCGAUGUCUGUGCCAGAAACAAUUCCUCAAGGCUACUCCUCCGAUGGUGGAUACAAGUACCGAAAAUAGACUAGUGCAUGUUAGAGCAGCCCCGCGAGCAGAGGCAAUUUCUAAGUCGUGUGAAAUUUUUUGGGAUUUCCGAAGAAAUUGCAACGUACUAUUUUCAAUGCUGGAACAUUUAGACAUCUACCUAAGUAUGUUUGGAUAUCCAGCAGCACUUUCAAUCUUUGUCUCAGCUUCAAGUGCAUUUCAAUUUUAAAUUUUUAAGUUUAUAUGGGUGCCUACAAAAGAACUCAGAGUUGCCAUUUCUUCGCCUCUAAUGAAGUUAAACAUACUACAUAACCAUAUUUGUCACAAAAUGCUCAUAUAAACAAAAUCGAUUGUAAAUUAGUUUC
This is a messenger RNA of Rhagoletis pomonella (apple maggot), 2298 nucleotides long. It is a transcript of the gene Muc91C, whose product is annotated as extensin-2. NCBI's taxonomy places the organism in Eukaryota, Metazoa, Arthropoda, Insecta, Diptera, Tephritidae. The record is from RefSeq and is a predicted model, not a curated record. The transcript is spliced from 3 exons. Bases 35 to 1972 code for a protein of 645 amino acids.